This is a messenger RNA of Thrips palmi, 1230 nucleotides long. Its product is annotated as NAD-dependent protein deacylase sirtuin-5, mitochondrial-like. The record is from RefSeq and is a predicted model, not a curated record. Gene Ontology annotation, molecular function: NAD+ binding; protein-malonyllysine demalonylase activity; protein-succinyllysine desuccinylase activity. NCBI's taxonomy places the organism in Eukaryota, Metazoa, Arthropoda, Insecta, Thysanoptera, Thripidae. The coding region runs from base 25 to 849 and encodes 274 amino acids. The transcript has 6 exons.
AACUUUCAGAAAAAAGUAGUCACCAUGGCAAAGCGUGUUUGCUUGUCUGAUGUAAAAGCAUUCCAUGAAGUAUUUAAAAAGUCAAAAAAUAUUGUAGUCUUGACGGGUGCUGGAGUCUCAGCUGAAUCUGGUAUCCCUACAUUCCGAGGUUCAGGAGGCUUUUGGAGGAAAUAUCAAGCAACUGAUUUAGCAACGCCGACAGCUUUCAAGAGAGACCCUUCAUUAGUUUGGGAGUUUUACCAUUACCGCCGUGAAGUUGUGAUGGCAGCAUCUCCUAACAAGGCACAUACUGCCUUAGCUGAAGCUGAACGUCGACUCACAGCUGAGGGACGCCAAUUUAAUGUUGUUACUCAAAAUGUUGACGGGCUUCAUUUGAAAGCUGGGUCAAGUAACGUAUUGGAGCUGCAUGGUUCCCUCAUGAAGACUCGCUGUCUGAAGUGUGAAGAUGUUCGUGAGAAUAGAGACAGCCCCAUCUGUCCAGCUCUUGAGGGGCGUGGGUUGCCGGAUGUUAACAGUUGUUCCUCUUCCAUUCCCACUGAGCAGCUUCCAAGAUGUCAGUCUGGUUCUUGCAAUGGUCUGCUCAGGCCACAUGUGGUCUGGUUUGGUGAAAAUCUGGACAGCGGAGUCUUGGCUGAAGCUGAACGCCUCCUUUCAGCCUGUGAUUUGUGCUUGGUGAUUGGCACAUCAUCGGUUGUUUACCCAGCUGCUGCAUUUGCUCCUUCUGCUGCUGCACGAGGGAUUCCUGUGGCGGAGUUCAACAUAGAAGAAUCACCCACUGUUCACGAUUUGCUGUCGUUUUAUUUCAAAGGUCCGUGCGGUACAACCGUCCCAGAGGCACUUUCAGUCUGAAGGCUUUCAAGUGGAGCAAGAGGCCGACAAAAGUGGGUGGAGGGUGCGGAGGACUGUACUCAUUUUAAUUUUAGUUAAGGUUUACUUUAUCCAAUUUGUCGUAUUUAUUCUCUACAGCUAGCUGUGCACUGCAACAGUUUCUGUCCGUUUUCAGCUGACUGCUUUCAAGUGGUAAAGAUGUCCUAACGAUAUGUCAUGCUUAGGGAGUCAGAUCAGUGCGCUUUGUUAAAUUAAUAUUUUUAUUUAUUUAGUCGUUUUAGUCGUGGACAAGUUUGUAAAAUACUGAGCUAUUCACUUAAAAUUUCCGCGGACACGUUUUGUUACUAGCCAUAGACUUAUGUUAAAGCAUUCAAAUGAAAAUGGAAAACGUCUAAAACUGAA